This is a messenger RNA of Pecten maximus, 3007 nucleotides long. RefSeq lists its product as uncharacterized. The record is from RefSeq and is a predicted model, not a curated record. The coding region runs from base 127 to 2043 and encodes 638 amino acids. NCBI's taxonomy places the organism in Eukaryota, Metazoa, Mollusca, Bivalvia, Pectinida, Pectinidae. Gene Ontology annotation, molecular function: protein binding; RNA binding; metal ion binding. The transcript is spliced from 22 exons.
UUCACAUGCUUGCAAGAAAAAAUGGCGGCUAGUAGAUAUAUAUAGGACAUAGUCAAGACUGUUCGUAAAGUCGUCAAUCAAAUCUUCAUGAUUUCGAUAGAUAUACUAUCGUGAUUAUAUUCCAGUAUGGCUUUAUCAAGAGAAGAAGCGUAUGAUAUAUUAGAAUUACCAGUUGGUGCAGAUCAAGACUCUGUGAGAACCAGUUAUAAGAGGUUGGCUUUAAAGUGGCAUCCAGAUAAACACAGCGGGAGCAGCUCCACUGAAGCCGUCAAAAAUUUCAGAAGUAUAAGUAUAGCAUACAAACGUUUAUCAGCAGAGGAUGAGGACCACAUUCCCACUUCAAUGGACCAGAUGCUCUCUCUGUUUAAAGAAGUAUUUUUCCCAAGAUCUGUUGGUAAUUCCUAUCAUAAUGGGUCUGGGUACGACACCUCAGACAGUGAAGAUGAUGAAGAGUAUGAUGAUGACAUACAAUAUUCAAAUUUAUUCCCAGAUAAAUUUAAGUUGAAACAAGAAAUGAAAAAAGCCAAAACAGCAUAUGAAUGCAGUGACAAGCAUCUAACAGUAGAGGAAAUUAAUAAAAAUGCAGAAGAAUUAAUUACUGAAGAAGAGAAAGAAAAGAAAAAAGCAGAAAAAAGAAAAGCAAAGAAGAAGAGAAGAAGGGAGCGGAAACGUCAAGAGAAGGGAGAUAAUCUUGAGAUAGAGGAGGACAGGAAAAUUAAACCGAGGACAAAAGAUUCAGAAAAUUCUGAGAAGAAUAAGGGAAACAAAAUGACAAGAGAUUCAUCGUCGUCUUCAGAUGAAGCGGGUUUUGAUCCUCAUUCAGCAUUUUUUACCAAAGUUGUCAAUAAGAAAAAGAAAACGGGGACAACACAAAGUUCUGAACACUCGUCGAAGAAAGACAAAAAGGGAGGAAGUGAAGAUGAUGCUGAGGAUUUAGAUCCUGUGGUGCUACGCAGUCGACAGUUAGCAAUUAAAGGUAAUGAGAUGGCCCAGCUAAGCCACUACAAUGCAGCAAUAGAACUCUUCUCCGAAGCCAUCAAGUUAGACCCCAACGAUUUCAGAUUUUUUGGAAACAGAUCUUACUGUUAUGACAGAAUACAACAAUAUGAUAGAGCAUUAAAGGAUGCUGAAAAAGCAAUAUAUCUAUCCAAAGAGUGGCCAAAAGGUUAUUUCAGAAAAGGAAGAGCUUUAGCUGGUCUCAGAAUGUUUUCUGAGGCAGAAGAUGCUUUUACGCAGGUUUUGAAAUUAGAUAAAAAUUGUGAAGAUGCUGUGACGGAACUGCUGAGAGUACGGACACAUCAAAUAACUGACAUGGGUUUUUCUCGACAACAAGCAGAGGCUGCCAUCAAACUACAUGGGACUGUACAGUCAGCACUAGACAGCCUACUUGCUGGAGUUGCGGAAAACGUUUUAGGAGUUGAAGUUUAUGUAUCGGAUGAUGAUGAAGGUUUCACAAUAACAAACAGUAGAACAUCACAACCAAAAAAAUCAGAUGCCAAGAUGGACCACAAUAAUCCUGAUGGGCUUACAGCUCUCUGGGUUGGAAAUGUCCUUCCUGACAAAGUUGAUGACAAAAAACUUUUUAGAAUUUUUUCAAGGUAUGGAGCUGUGACUAGUGUGCGGUGUCUUCCAGAAAAAUAUUGUGCUUUCAUAAAUUAUAAAACCAAGGAGGCAGCUGGCAAAGCCAUGCAACAUUUACAGGGUGCAGAAUGUGGAGGUCAGAAUCUCCUUAUCAAGUUUCCAGACAAUCCUAUUGUUAAUGGAAGUGGAAACAUCACACUUAGAAAAAACCACCAGAAGACGUCUGGACCUGCAACCAUUACAAUAGGGUCUUCCACACCAUUGUCAUCGUCUUCAAAUAAAGUACAAGUGAGUGCCACUGUUGCCAAAGUUGCGGAUAAUUUACCAAAGCAGUCUGGACCAGUGAAUGGUGACGAGUGUUAUUUCUGGCGUACAACUGGUUGUGUUUAUGGGGACAAAUGUCGGAAUAAACAUGUAGCAGAUCAUCGUGGCUUGGACAAAAAACCGUGGCAAAAAUCUUAACGCUAUUCCUUCAGUAGAUGUGUUUACAUGCGCACAGACUGCUCUGUCAAAAAUCUUACUGUGGACAUUUGUAUGCAUAUGCAAGGGUGUGGUUGUGUGUUUGAUGAGGGAGUAACGACAGUUUUAAUUUUCUGCAGUGUUAGCAGUGUCAUAAUGAUACACUGAAAGUUCUGUUACACUCGUUUACACAAAUUCUACGUAUUACACACUUCUGCUCAGCAUUUUUGAUGAACUACAAAUUUACUGUACUAAGAUGAAAUGUGAUUUCCAGAUGUUAAUAGAAACUACGAUUUGAGUUUGAGGUUUAUUCCCCGAGUUAAAAGAAGAGAUUCCGGUUCUGCUGGUCAGGGCCAAAUUACGAUUGCUUCUACUACGAUUCAGGCAUAUCUUACUCUGAUGUUUUACAUUUGCUUUAUUCAUGUUUAGAAAUGUUAGUGUGAAUUCUGUUUCUUAACCAGUUCCAUAAUUAAAACCAAAAUGAACGAAAGCCAUUUUCAGGUCGCCUGAGCCGAAGACUCGUGGUGACCUAAUGCCAUUGCCUUUUGUCUGUCUUCGUCUGUAGUGUUAACUUUUUCUUGUGAACAUGAUAACAUGAGUAAAUAUGAAUGGUUUUCGAUGAAACCUUAUAUCUACAAUAUCCCAAACAAAUUCAACAAUGGGACCGAUUGGAUCAUAACUUAUAGAGUUAUGGAACUUUGCAUUAUCAUUUAACCUUGUGAGCAUCAAUUGAGUAAAUAUGAAUGGAUUUUGAUCUAAAAGAAGAUCUUGGAACGUACAUAUCAGAUCAUAAGAGUUAUGGCCCUUUGCAGUUCAGGUCUCUGGUCAUGAUAUUGGGCCAGUAGCAUGCUGGGAUGGAGGACUACUGGUAACAAGUUAAUUCAAUCAAAUGAAUGACCUUCACUUACUUUCAAGGUCAUAUGGGUCAAAUAUGUAAAAAAAAAAAAAAAAAUGAAGUUUAAAAGCA